This is a messenger RNA of Vigna angularis (adzuki bean), 622 nucleotides long. Its product is annotated as V-type proton ATPase subunit e2. Gene Ontology annotation, biological process: proton transmembrane transport. Gene Ontology annotation, molecular function: proton-transporting ATPase activity, rotational mechanism. The record is from RefSeq and is a predicted model, not a curated record. Lineage: Eukaryota; Viridiplantae; Streptophyta; Magnoliopsida; Fabales; Fabaceae. The transcript has 4 exons. The coding region runs from base 144 to 356 and encodes 70 amino acids. Gene Ontology annotation, cellular component: proton-transporting V-type ATPase, V0 domain.
AGUAAAUUACAGUUAAUGUUCAAUCAGUGGCCAUGCGAUGCCAUGAGAGGUGAUCAAAUAAAAUCAAAUUGAAUAUAACAACUCAGAAGCUUCAGAUCACUAAUACGACUACGAAUUACGGAACUGAGGGGAUUAGGUCCGAUAUGGGGUUCUCGGUUACCACGCUAGUUUUCGCAGUGAUUGGAAUCGUCGCGUCCCUUUGUACCAGAAUUUGUUUCAACAGAGGACCUUCCUCUAAUCUAUUUCACCUAACCUUGGUUCUUACUGCAACAAUAUGCUGCUGGAUGAUGUGGGCGAUCGUAUAUCUAGCACAGAUGAAACCGCUCAUUGUACCUAUUCGGAGUGAGGGUGAAUAACUUUCUGCAUAAACAGAUGCCAACACUUAAGAAUGUGAGUCGCUGGUUGGACGCUGGAGAGGAGUUGAUUUCAGCUCUCAUAAAUCGUUAGUAUUUUUUGUGGGUGGAUCUGUAUGUAUUCUUGUUGGACAGUGGCGUUACAUUGGGUCUUACAUGCUGGCAUUACUCAUGUUACAAUUGUUGUAUUCUACCCUUGUUCAUUCCUGAAGUCAGUAUAGUGGUAUUAAGUAUGUAUUUUGGUGAAAUAAGUUGAUACAGGAAAAUUA